GCUCCGGGUAAGAAGGUGAACGAAAGAUGGCGGCGGAAACGCUGCUGUCCAGUGUGUUGAGGCUGCUGCUUCUGGGGCUCCUGUUACCCGCAACUCUGACCGGCGGUGUCGGAAGCUUGAAUCUAGAGGAACUGAGUGAGAUGCGUUAUGGGAUCGAGAUCCUGCCGUUGCCGGUCAUGGGAGGGCAGAGCCAAGCUUCGGACGUGGUGAUUGUCUCCUCUAAGUACAAACAGCGCUAUGAAUGUCGCCUGCCGGCUGGAGCUAUUCACUUCCAGCGUGAAAGGGAGGAGGAGGCACCUGCUUACCGAGGGCCCGGGAUCCCUGAGCUCUUGAGCCCAAUGAAAGAUGCUCCUUGCUUGUUGAAGACCAAGGACUGGUGGACGUAUGAAUUCUGUUAUGGACGCCACAUCCAGCAGUACCACAUGGAAGAUUCAGAGAUCAAAGGUGAAGUCCUCUAUCUCGGCUACUACCAAUCGGCCUUCGACUGGGAUGAUGAGACAGCCAAGGCCUCCAAGCAGCAUCGUCUGAAACGCUACCACAGCCAGACCUAUGGCAACGGGUCCAAGUGCGACCUCAAUGGGAGGCCACGGGAGGCCGAGGUUCGGUUCCUCUGUGACGAGGGUGCUGGCAUUUCCGGGGACUACAUUGAUCGCGUGGAUGAGCCCCUGUCCUGCUCCUAUGUGCUGACCAUUCGGACUCCUCGGCUCUGCUCCCACCCUCUCCUCCGGCCCCCACCCAGUGCUGCUCCCCAGGCCAUUCUCUGUCACCCGGCCCUGCAGCCUGAGGAGUACAUGGCCUACCUUCAGAGGCAAGCUGUAGACUCAAAGCAGUAUGGAGAUAAAGUCACAGAGGAGCUGCACGGCCUAGAGCCCCAGGUGUGGAGUGAGGCCACACCGGGAGCAGUGCCCCCAAAGAGGGCAGGUGCACAUCCAACCAAGGAUGACGGUAAGGAAUCAGAUUUCUGGAAGAUGCUUCAUGAGCCAGAGGACCAGGCCGCUGGUGGGGAGGAGGCUCAGGCUGAGGAGCAGGAACCAAACCUUGAGGCAGCAGAUCCAGCUCCGAGCCCUCCUCAUGAUUUUCAGAACAACGUGCAGGUCAAAGUCAUCCGGAGUCCUGCGGACUUGAUUCGAUUGAUAGAGGAGCUGAAAGGUGGAACAAAAAAGGGGAAGCCAAACGGAGGCCCGGAGCAGCCUGCAGAUGAUGCCGCAGAAGCCCCUCAAAAAGAAGCAGAGGUGAAGAAGAGUGACGCAGAUCAUCAGAACGAGGUAGAGGAGGAGGAGGAGGAGGAGGAGGAUGAAGAUGAGGAUGAACAGCAGUUACUGGGAGAGUUUGAGAAGGAACUGGAAGGGAUACUGCUCCCGUCAGACCGAGCCAGGCUCCGUUCUGAGGUGAAGGCUGGCAUGGAGCGGGAACUGGAUAACAUCAUCCGGGAGACAGAGAAAGAGCUGGACCCAGAUGGGCUGAAGAAGGAGUCCGAGCGUGAUCGGGCAAUGCUGGCCCUGACAUCCACUCUCAACAAACUCAUCAAAAGGCUGGAGGAAAAACAGAGUCCAGAGCUGGUGAAGAAGCACAGGAAAAGGAGGGUUAUCCCCAAAAAGCCUCCCCCCUCCCCACAACCAGCAGAGGAGGAUCCUGAGCACAGAGUCCGGGUCCGGGUCACCAAGCUCCAUCACGGAGGCCCCAAUCAGGAUCUGACUGUCCUCGAGAUGAAACGGGAAAACCCACAGCUGAAACAAAUCGAGGGGCUGGUGAAAGAGCUGCUGGAGAGGGAGGGGCUCACGGCCGAAGGGAAAAUUGAAAUCAAAAUCGUGCGGCCAGGCGCCGAGGGCACAGAGGAGGACGCACGUUGGCUGACUGACGAGGACACAAGAAACCUCAAGGAGAUUUUCUUCAAUAUCCUGGUGCAGGGAGCAGAGGAGGCACAGAAAGAGCGGCAGCGGCAGAAGGAGCUGGAGAGCAAUUACCGCCGCGUGUGGGGCUCUCCCGGCGGGGAGGGCACGGGGGACCUGGACGAGUUUGACUUCUGAGACCACCUCUGCCGCGGGCUGGCCAGGGGCUCCCGAGCCUGCCUGGACCGGCCCUGCCUUCUCCCCCACCAGCCAGCCGGGCCCUGAAGGCGGAGCGGCAGAGCUGAGCUGUGGACCUGGCAUCCAGCGCAUCCUGCCCCCGCGGGUGUCGAGGGGCUGGGGCGGGAGCACGCCACCGCCUCCCCCCCCCCCCCCCCCCCCCCCCCCCCGCCGCUGCUCAGAGCUGCUCCCGGGCCUGUGGGGUUUGCUCUCCCGGGCUUCUCCCCACAGCCCCUUCCUUCCGCCCCACGCCCUGUCACCAGCCCCUUAAUAACCUGCUGGCUCCUCCCCCCUCCCUCCCUAGAGCUGGGGAGAUCUUUUGCGUGGAGGAGGGCAGGGAGGGCGAGAACAGUGGGCAGUUCAGCAGGUCCCCCACACCCUGCCGAACUGCUCCUCAGGGUCACCCCCUUCCCUUGGAUUGGCUUCGGAUUGCCUGCCCCUUUCCCCUCCCCCACUGUUCCCUAUAAUCAGUGCUUCCGAGUCGAGGUGCUUCCCCCUCUGUCUCCAAGGAAAUGGGAGAGAGUUGCCCACCACCUCUGACACAAUCCCACUGAAAAGGGUGGGUACAGAACCACCCACCUCCUUCUGGAACAAUCAGGUUUCCAAAUAAAGAACUGGACCAUCA
Molecule: messenger RNA, 2691 nt
Organism: Hyaena hyaena (striped hyena)
Lineage: Eukaryota; Metazoa; Chordata; Mammalia; Carnivora; Hyaenidae
Gene: OS9
Product: OS9 endoplasmic reticulum lectin
Exons: 15
Coding region: 27-2027 (666 amino acids)
Biological process (GO): endoplasmic reticulum unfolded protein response; retrograde protein transport, ER to cytosol
Cellular component (GO): endoplasmic reticulum lumen
Source: RefSeq, a predicted model, not a curated record